Messenger RNA from Effrenium voratum, 453 nucleotides. NCBI's taxonomy places the organism in Eukaryota, Dinophyceae, Suessiales, Symbiodiniaceae. The record is from the annotation of a GenBank genome assembly.
AUGGAAGAUGGGUGUGGCCUUCGCGGAUUUGUGGGCCAUCCUCUACCACGCCAAAGUUCCGGAGCUGCUCUGGGAGGUGAACCACCUCUGCGGCGGAGUCUUUGCCGACUUGGUGCAGGAAGAGAGCGAUCCCCGCAGGCCAUUGUGGUCAGUCUGCCGCAGAAGAUGAAGGUGGGCUCCACUUAUGACUGCCUCUGCUACCUCGACGAAGCCAGCAAGAAGGCAGUCUACGUGCUGCAGCCGGCGGGCUCAGCCAAUCCCUCAGACUGCGUGCUUUGCGUCAUGGCCCUGUACAACUGGUCAUCGCUACCAGCCGAUGGGGCAACACUGAGCGCAGAGGACGUGGAGCUGCCGAACUCGGGGGCGGCCAGAGGGAACCUCGUGAAGUUCGCGCUGGGCGGGGAGGUGAAGCCUUUGAAGCUCCUCGACCUCAGCAGCGUCAAGAAGCUCUGA